UCGUCCCCUCCCCUUUUCCCCUCUUCCUCUUUCCUUUCUCUCUCACACACUCACACACUGCAAUUGCUCCCAACUCACACCUCUUUCUCUUUCUCUGUCUCUCUCUCACACUUUUUUUUUUCUCUUUUUGUUUUUGUGGAGGGGAAAUAUCAGAAGGGCCUAUUCUGUCUUUCUUUUUCUUUCUAUUCUCUCAUUCUCCCAUUCUCCACCUUCCCUUCCCCCCGUUUUCUCUCUCUCUCUCUCUCCCCCUCCUCUCUGCAUUUCCAUUUUCUUAUUCUUUUUCUAUCCCAUUUUCUAAAUAUCAUAAAUAAAUAAGCCAGUCUAGUCAAAUUGAGGUGGGGGGGAGAGAGCGGGAAGGCGGGGGUGGGGGUUGGUAGGACUGGGACCCGAAUCAAAAUGGAAAUUCCGGCAGCAGCAAUUCUUCUUUUAGGAGGAAUUGUUGAUGCCAGUGUUAGCCGUUGGUGAUGGAAAUCAUCGUCACAGCGAUUCUUCUAAAAUUAUUAGUAUUAUUAUUAUUAUUAUUAUUAAUAAAAUUAAAAUCAGCAGCAGAAGCAGAAUCAGCAUGGAUUUCGAUUCCGGAAUUCCCAUUUCCCGAGCAUCUGUCGUCGCCGAAGGUUCUUCCUCUCUCGACCAAGAUGCUCUAUGGCAAAUUAACUUGAGGUCAAGGGAACCAAUGGAAGCUGGGACUUAUCCUGUACGUGAAGGUGAACCAGAUUGUUCUUACUACAUCAGAACAGGUCUAUGCAGAUAUGGUGCAACAUGCCGAUUUAAUCAUCCUCCUAAUAGAAAAUUGGCUAUUGCCACAGCAAGGAUGAGAGGAGAAUAUCCAGAAAGAAUGGGACAACCAGAAUGUCAGUAUUACUUGAAGACAGGAACUUGCAAGUUUGGCGCCACGUGCAAGUUUCAUCAUCCUAGAGAAAAAGCUGGGAUUGCUGGAAGAGUUACCUUAAACGCCUUGGGCUACCCACUUCGCCCGAAUGAGAUUGAAUGCGCUUAUUAUUUGAGAACUGGACAUUGCAAGUUUGGAAGCACCUGUAAGUUUCACCAUCCUCAGCCAGCUAAUAUGAUGGUCUCUGUUCGUGGUUCUCCUGUUUAUCCUUCUGUUCAUUCGCCGACAAAUCCUGGACAACUGUCAUAUCCCUUGUCAAGAGCUUCUUUUAUUCCCAAUCCACGCUGGCAGGGUCCUUCAAGUUAUGCUCCGGUUCUUGUUCCUCAGAGCAUGGUUUCAGUCUCUGGAUGGAAUGCAUACAGUGGUCAGCUGGGUUCAGGUUCCUCGGCAGAGAGCCAGCAGCAAACAGCAGGAAAUGACCAAACUCAUGGAAUGGUAGGCCAAUCUGAAGCAGCAAAUGUGGGAUCACAAGGGAUACAUUCUUCUUAUAGCUCUUCUUCUUUACCUAUUGGGUAUUAUGCAUUACAGUUACAGAGGGAGACGGUGUUUCCUGAGAGGCCUGGACAGCCUGAGUGCCAAUUUUACAUGAAGACUGGAGACUGUAAAUUUGGUGCUGUGUGCAAGUUCCAUCACCCAAGAGAGAGGAUUCUUCCAGCUCCAGACUGUGGCUUGAGUCCAAUUGGACUUCCAUUGCGUCCUGGAGAACCUUUGUGCAUUUUCUACUCUCGAUAUGGAAUCUGCAAAUUUGGCCCGAGUUGCAAGUUUGACCAUCCGAUGGGUGUCUUUACAUAUAAUGUUUCAUCAUCUUCAACUGAGCCUCCUACUGUGCGGCGGUUAUUGGGUUCAUCAUCUGGAACUGGUCCCUUAACAUUGGCAUCAGAAGGUCUUGUUGAAGCAAGCUCCACUAAGAGCAGGCUAUUGCCAUUGUCAGAGGCAAGAAAACCCUCUGGUGAUACUAGCAUUGAUCCAGAGGAAUGACUAGUUCCUCCAAAUAUGAUCCAGUUAAAAGCAUUUUCCAUCUUUUAGAGGACAAGAGUGCUUCUCUGUAAAUUUUCUCCAUUGCUGGAGAUGUACAGAAAUCAGUUGAAGUCAAACUGUUCUUCUGAAAUGAACUAGGUUGACUUAUUUAAACUUCGUUUUGCUGCAUUGUAUAAAUCUGCAGAUAUGUAUCACUUUUGGUGAAACCAAUUGUGACAGUUAAGAUAAAGUCCACCAAUCCUCUUUCUGGUUUUUGUGAA
This is a messenger RNA of Coffea eugenioides, 2127 nucleotides long. RefSeq names its product zinc finger CCCH domain-containing protein ZFN-like. Lineage: Eukaryota; Viridiplantae; Streptophyta; Magnoliopsida; Gentianales; Rubiaceae. The record is from RefSeq and is a predicted model, not a curated record. Gene Ontology annotation, molecular function: mRNA binding; metal ion binding. The transcript is spliced from 7 exons. Bases 443 to 1867 code for a protein of 474 amino acids.